UUUUUUUUUGAAUGUCAAAGCUCUAUGCAUUUGGUUCUAAUGGCCAAGGUCAACUAGGCGUAGGUCAUAUAGAAGACUUAAAUACACCCACACCAUGUAUAGGUAUUCCUGAAAAUGAGGCAAUAAAAAAGAUUUCAAGUGGUGGUAAUCACACUGCGAUUGUCACAACCCAUGGUCAUCUCUAUAUGACAGGCAUGUCUCAACGAGGUGAAGGCCCUAUGAAAACCCUGCGUCAAGAAUGGACUGUCUUUCAAAGACGAUUUACUGAUCAUGUAUGGAAAGACGUGUCGUGUGGUUGGGCAUUUACUCUCAUGUUGACAACCCAUGGUACUUUAUUUGGCACAGGUACCAGUCGAUGGCAUGAACUGACAGGACCUAGCACAGAAGAGCUAGUAGAAAUCAAAGGACUGAAGUCUAUUGAAUCUGUUGCUUGUGGUUGGCGUCAUGCUGUUGCAUUAGAUAAAGAAGGCAAUGUGUAUGGUUGGGGCUGGGGUAAACAUAAUCAGUUGGGUCCCUUGACAACAACGCCUAUAGACAAGAAGAAGGAUAUUCGAGAUAUACAAAAAAUAGCCAUGCCUCAGCCUAUUGUUCAAGUCGCUUGUGGACACUUACACACACUCUUGCUUGGAAAAGAUGGAACUGUCUAUGCAUUUGGAUCCAAUAAAUAUGGUCAAUUGGACAAUGUACCUCCAAAAGCCAUCUGGAUUGAUGCUGGGUGGCAUCAUAAUGCUGCUUUGUUAAACAAACAAGGCGAUUUAGUUCUAUGGGGAAGAAACGAUCAUUAUCAAUUAAGCAAGUAUCCUUCACUGCAAGAUGUGAAACAAGUAGCUUGUGGAUCAGAACAUACGCUCAUCAUUCGAGCCAAAGAUGAGCAAGUAUUGGCUUGGGGAUGGAAUGAGCAUGGCAACUGUACUUCUUCACAAGAUGAUGUUCAUGAUCCCCUUACUGUUCUUACAGAAAAAGCCAGUUUAGUGGCUGCAGGAUGUGCUACUUCAUGGAUUAUUGUUACUGUGUAACUCUCACAUGACACUUUCUCUUUAUUAAAGAAAAAACAGGGGCAUUUCUUUCUUCUCUCUCUCUUUCUCUUGAUGUUCAGUCUUUAUCGUGGGAUUCCGUCCUCUUUCAUUCGGAAGAAAUUACCCGCUCGUCAAAUCAACGCAUUAGACGGACAAGCAAUCAAGAUUACUCAUUUUGUGUACCAGAAUAAACUCCAUUUUUUCUCUUGUAAACCUUUUUCUACCCUUGUCGACAUGUCUUCUCAACCUCGUAUUUUAAAUGGUAAGUGAAUACAUUCUAUUUAAAGAAAUUGACCCAUUUCUUAGUUGGCACAGGUGCUGUGGGUGCAAUCUACUCAUGGCGACUGGCCAAGUCUUGUCUUGUCACUACUGUCUGUCGUUCUAAUUAUGAAAUAAUCAGACAACAUGGGUUUCAAAUUGAUUCUGCAAAGUUUGGCAAAGAUAUCUUUCGUCCAC
Messenger RNA from Gilbertella persicaria, 1472 nucleotides. RefSeq names its product regulator of chromosome condensation 1/beta-lactamase-inhibitor protein II. The transcript has a single exon. The record is from RefSeq and is a predicted model, not a curated record. The coding region runs from base 12 to 1016 and encodes 334 amino acids. Lineage: Eukaryota; Fungi; Mucoromycota; Mucoromycetes; Mucorales; Choanephoraceae.